Molecule: messenger RNA, 729 nt
Organism: Adelges cooleyi (spruce gall adelgid)
Lineage: Eukaryota; Metazoa; Arthropoda; Insecta; Hemiptera; Adelgidae
Exons: 5
Coding region: 43-729 (228 amino acids)
Biological process (GO): sensory perception of taste
Cellular component (GO): membrane
Source: RefSeq, a predicted model, not a curated record
CCAUUAGAAUAUUUUACAUUUUUAUUUGUUUACAUAUGCCCGAUGUUACUCAUUCAUCUGAUAUGCAUCUUGUGUUUGGUAUCAAAGAACAGCUACGAAGACAUUAACAGAGAACUGGGUAAAUUGUGCAGUGUGCCACUGAAGUCUGAGCGAGCGUUACGAUUGACAUUAUUGAUGAACGACCAUUGGUAUCUUGAAAGUUAUAUUAAGCACAUGUCCAAUACCUUCGGUCCUGAGUUACUAUUCAUAAUACUGGAAAUGUACAUUCAAUUAGUGUUGGCCAUGUAUAUACUUAUAUGGACCAAUAUUCUUCACAAUGAGCAUGUGACUUUCUACAAAUGGUUUUUUGCAACCUUGCAGCUAGCAUUAGUAGCGGGUAAUUUUAUUUACUUGUGUUACCGAAGCAGUUCUAUUAUAAGUGAGAGCCGACAAGUAAUUUCUCAACUACAGCAUUUGAGAGAUAAAUUGUACGAUGAUCCCAAGUGCCAAGCUAUUCUGAAAAUAUUCACACUGCGAGUCAAUUGCCGGCAAGUACAUGUUUCAGUUUUGAAGCUUUUUGAUAUAAACCUUCCAUUAGUUAUUGUUUCAGCAGGCUACGUGCUAACAUACUUUUUGGUGCUUAUUCAAUUUCAAGUAGAAGGUUAUAAUCGUACACUUAGAGAAAUGAAUAUUAGUGCUAUCGUUAUUAAAAAUUGUAAAGUAUGGCCAUGUAUUACCGAUGAUGACUAA